AUGAGCGAAACAUCAACCGUUGCACGAAAACACCAUACCGAUCUGCAACAACUGGCAAUCAGUAAUGCCUCACAAGAUUUGAUGAAACGUCGGUCCUCGAGUCAAUCAUCAUCUUCGUCCAGGAACUCUCUUCCAAGCCCAAGUAUUGUGGCAGCACGUGCCUACCAACUCGACCACGAAAUACCAAUCGGACCAAAAGCCGACGCACAGCAGCGGCGUAAAAGCUUAUUCGAAGUACAUCAGUUCCCUCGUCGUCACUCUAGCUUCCCUCCAGAAGGAGAUCUUGCGGCGCAACUUGGAAACUUCACCUUUUCUUCUCCAAAGAGCCAGCUACAGACAGUUGCAGAAACUCCAGAUGUGCCCGAGAUCCAGAUUGAUGAAGCGGCUGAUGUGCAGAUGACUGGGAUGAAAGAGAAUGACUUGGUCAAGAUCGGGAAGAUUGCAUCAAGAGAGAGAUCGGAUGAUGUACUCGUCGCUGCUUCAGAUGUCCCGUUUCUAUAUAUCCAUGAUCGACUCCGGGACUGGGGCAGUGUUUACCUUGGUAAUUCAGAAACCGCAGAUGCGUUUGUCAAUGCUGUCAGCCUUCGUCGACCCAGUCUAGCCCUCACCACAGAAGGAGGUCAUGCUUUACAACCCGGAUCAUCAAAUCUAGUCACUAUCCGCGCGAGAGUAGCUCCCAGGGCGAAGGAACGGAAGCCGUUCUUGAUCCAGAGACAAUUUGACAUUGAAGAUCUACGUACGAGCAUCCCGGUAUCUGGAAACCGAUCAGCAGGUGCUAGUCCCCCACGCCUUAGACGCUCCGUACGACAACGACGGCUGUCGGCGCAGCCGCUGUCAAGCGAGAGCAAACGGGGAUACAAGGAGGGCCGGGCCGGAAAUGACCCCGGCUCGCUAGGGAAAGGGGUUGUUCCUGUUCAUAUCGAAUAUGCACUUCACUAUCUCCCAGUUCUAGGAGCAUUGAUGCUCUCUGGUCAUGUGAGGAAGGGAGAUUCCAUCGAUCUCCCGGUCCCCAGACCUGAGGCGUGGAGAGAUGUCGUCUCGUAUAUUUAUACCGGGAAGGGGGAGAUGACACCGGCUAUGAAGGAGGAUAUUCUAUUCCUAGCUGGGAAUGCUGAUUGA
Messenger RNA from Lachnellula hyalina, 1119 nucleotides. RefSeq lists its product as uncharacterized. The record is from RefSeq and is a predicted model, not a curated record. The transcript has 2 exons. NCBI's taxonomy places the organism in Eukaryota, Fungi, Ascomycota, Leotiomycetes, Helotiales, Lachnaceae. The coding region runs from base 1 to 1119 and encodes 372 amino acids.